Messenger RNA from Colius striatus (speckled mousebird), 1351 nucleotides. RefSeq names its product signal recognition particle 9 (gene SRP9). The transcript is spliced from 3 exons. Gene Ontology annotation, cellular component: signal recognition particle, endoplasmic reticulum targeting. Lineage: Eukaryota; Metazoa; Chordata; Aves; Coliiformes; Coliidae. Gene Ontology annotation, molecular function: 7S RNA binding. Gene Ontology annotation, biological process: SRP-dependent cotranslational protein targeting to membrane; negative regulation of translational elongation. The coding region runs from base 77 to 337 and encodes 86 amino acids. The record is from RefSeq and is a predicted model, not a curated record.
GUGACGGAGCGCCCGCCUUAGGCGCCAUCUUGCUGCCGGCGGGAGGAGUGGAGCGCCUCGCCGGGCCGGCCCCGCCAUGCCGCACUACCAGGCCUGGGAGGAGUUCAUGCGUGCUGCCGAGAAGCUUUACCUCGCCGACCCUAUGAAGGUACGGGUUGUUCUCAAAUACCGACAUUGUGAUGGGAACCUCUGUAUCAAAGUAACGGAUGAUGUAGCUUGUUUGCUGUACAGAACGGACCAGGCGCAAGAUGUAAAGAAGAUAGAGAAAUUCCACAGUCAGCUGAUGCGACUGAUGGUGGCAAAAGAAUCCCGCAGUGCUGCCAUGGAAACAGACUGAGUAGCUGGAUAUAAUAGGAGUGCCCUGGUCACAUUUCACUGGAAGAAAAUAUCUCUUGGAUUUGAAUGAAUGCUGGGACAGGAGAUGCUUUUACAUACCGAAGUGGACCGAUGGCAAGGCUGAAGCAUUUCCUUCCCUCCAGACUCUGUUUCGGAAAGCUAAGAAAAUAAAUGCUUUCAAUGGAAAGCUUAUAUUUAUUUUUAGGAAUCGAACAAGAAAACUAUUAUUACAUGUAUGCUAAGAAGACAAGCAAACAUUUUACAUCUACAGUACUUAAGUCUGAAUUUGGUGGGCCACAGGCAUAGCUGUGGAAAGUUACUAAAAAUUUCAUACAGAUUUCAUUGUGUUUGUGCCUUGUGCUGGCAUAUUCUCACAGUGAGAAGGUUUAUUGACCUGACUGGUACUGUAGCAUGAUGACUGGAUCUAAGGAGUAUUUACAUCAGCUACAUCAGUGGGGUUUAGAAGAACGGAUGUUUUCUGAACCAAAAUGUUAAAAUUGCCAAUUUGUAUUAGCACUAUCACUAGCAAGAUUUUAGUUUUUAGAAUUGAUAUUGGUCAUAAACUGUGUAAUGUUGUCCAUGAUGCAGUUUCUAGAACUCUUAUAUUGUCUAAAUAACAAAACUUGUGUAUUUUAAAAAUUACAGUAAAACUUUGCUUGAAUGUUGCUAGAGAAUGGCGAGAAACUGGGAGUUUCUUUUCUGCUUAUGCAAAUACUGUUAUUAAAAAUAAUCAGUGGCUUUCUUUCCAUACUUGAACUAUUUUAUACUAGUGGGAGUACCUUUUUUCCACCCUUGCUUCAGGCAGGGUUUGAAGUAUAUCAGAAAGACACAUUCUAGAAACUCCUGCCUUUUAUGUUAAUAGAGAAAGUGCAACCAAACACUGUCCAGACUCGCCUGUUUUAGCAGUUUGCUAACUGUGCAUUUCCAAAUGUUAUGUGUGGCAGAUGGAUGUCAGCCAACUGAAUAAAUAGAUGUAAACCAGCUUAAUAAAUAUUUAAAUGCCACUAUCAAAAAA